CAGAGCCCUGUACCUGGGGCUCCAGAGCCGCUGGCAGUCGGAGCAUCGUCGGCGCCAUUUCUACUGGAGGAUGAUGUUCGAGAGCGCUGACAUCAGCAUGCUGCGGCUGUUGGAGACCUUCCUCAAGAGUGCCCCACAGCUGGUGCUGCAGCUGAGCAUCAUGGUGCAGCAGAGGUACAUCGAGCCACUGCAAGGCCUCUCCGCUUCAGCCUCGCUGGUCUCGCUAGCGUGGACUCUUGCUUCCUACCAGAAGGUGCUGCGGGACUCCCGGGAAGACAAGCUGCCCAUGUCCUACAAGGGGGCCGUGGUGCAGAUCCUCUGGCACCUCUUCACGAUCGCCGCCCGAGCCAUCGCCUUCGCCCUCUUCGCCUCCGUGUUCCAGCUCUACUUCGGCAUCUUCAUCGUCACCCACUGGUGCAUCAUGACCUUCUGGAUCAUCCAGGGCGAGACGGAUUUCUGCAUGUCCAAGUGGGAGGAGAUAAUCUACAACAUGGUGGUGGGCAUCAUCUACAUCUUCUGCUGGUUCAACGUCAAGGAAGGCCGGAGCCGGUGCCGCAUGUCCAUCUACUACAUCAUCACCCUGAUGGAGAACGCUGCCCUCACGGGGCUCUGGUACUGGCAGCGGGAUACACGCGGGUUCCCCGAAUCCAACGCCUUAAUCAUCGUCUGCGUGGUCACCUCCAGCUUCGCCUUAGGGGUCUUCUUCAUGUUCAUCUACUAUUGCCUCUUGCACCCCAACGGAACCAUUUUCAGGCCCCAGAACCCCGGCUGCAUUUGCAGCGAGGAGCGCACGGCCGUCCCCUGUGCCGCGGGGGGCCCCGUGGACGUCGUCACCAGCCCCCCGCGUUCCUUACCCAGGACUACAGGGGCUGAGAGGGACGGGGUGCCUGGCGACCGAGACAGCUGCGUGCCAGUCUUUCAGGUCAGGCCCAGCGUGCCCCCAACCCCCAUUGCCCGUGCCCCACGGACAGAGGGUCCUGUCAUCCGCAUUGACUUGCCUCGGAAGAAGUAUCCUGCCUGGGAUGCCCAUUUCAUCGACAGGCGCCUCCGUAAGACCAUCCUGGCGCUGGAGUACACCUCUCCGGCAACGCCGCGCCUGCAGUACCGCAGUGUCGAGGCCUCUCAGGAGCUGCUGGAAUACGAGACCACGGUGUGACGUGGCCAGGAGCUCUGGAACCCCUGAAUAUGGGGCUGCAGGGGCCUUUCCCGAGGCAGAGGGCUAUGCCGGACCCCCUGAGUCACCAGGGCGAGCCGGUCUUGCGUUCCCUUCCUGUUGUCUCCGGGGUGAGGUGCUAAAGGUCUGGAAAGCAGCGGGGCCCUCUGGUCUCAUGUUAACAAGUUUGGUUCACUCGUCCACCUUCCCACAGCACUGACAACUCCCACUCUCUGUUGACCUGGGCCCUCUUGCGUGUGUGUGUGUGUAUGUGUGUGUGCGUGGAUGGGGAUGGGGAUGGGGAGGACAGCUAGCCAGACCAUCUGGUGCUAUUUACUCUCUGGGAGCUCACCGUACAGGCUAUGCCGAGCUACAGUUCGCCACCCACUCGCCCCGGGCAGGCCAUACCAUAUCUGCUCCCCCCGGAAUGUGCAUCUCUGACAGGCUCUAGGGAAUACCCCUACCCCAUCCUCCUGCCGGCAAAAAGGAGGCCGCGUCCUCCCCAAAAUACCUCACCUGUUAACCUGAGCCAAGACAGUCAAGGCUAUUGAAGACCAAGGAUACUGUUACGUCUGGUUACUGGGGAAAGGGCUGGUCGUAGUCUGGGUGGGGAGGUCACAGAAUCUAUGUGGGGCCGGCUACAAGGUUCAUUGCAGUGCCACGUGGUCCCCAGGGGAGUGGCCGUAGGGCCAGAAGUUGGCCUUUCUGGGCUGUGACCUCAUGCCCGUCACUGUGGGAUCAGGAGUCAUUGGUCUCGGGCACCCGAUUGAAGGUUUAUGAAGGCUCGCUGGGAGAAAGGAGCAUGCAACGACUAAUUUUCCAAACUAAAGAAAGGGCUCUGCUCGGCCAAGUUUGAAGACCUCCUAUCCUAAACAACCACUUCUGGGCCUCCUUUGUUGGCGGAACCCUUCUUAGAUUUGGUUGAAUAAUAGAACGCCAGCUCACAUUUAGCAUUCUCAGAUCGCCGUGGCCUCCCAUUCUUCCACCCAACAUUUUCUGAAUUCAAAUAGAGAGGGGCAUCGAGGAGGGUCGCCAACUCAGGUCGGGUCUGGAGUUCUCCUAGAACAGAGGUGUCCGACUCUGGUGUUUCAGAUGUUCGUGGACUACAGUUCCCAUCAGCCCCUGCUGGCAUGACCAGUUGGGAAUGCAGUCCACGAACAUCUGAAACGGCAGAGUUGGACACCCCUGUUCUAGAAUUACACCUGAUCUCCGGCCAACAGGGGGUCAAUUUCCCUCCUAGAAGUGGCCACGUUGGAGCGUGGAUUCUGUGGCAUCCCAACCCUCCCCAAACUCUGCCCUUUCCUGACUCCAAAUGUCCAGGAAUUUCCCCACCCGGUGUUGGCAACCUAGCGUCAAAGCCCAGCUAUGAGGUACUACAUGGGAAAGAGAAAGGCGGGGUAUCAAUCCAGACUCUUCUUGUUCUAGAAAUUGGGCUUGGACAGGCAGUGAAGAGAUGACCGAUUUUGAUAAGAGCAGUUUCGGUGGCACAUGGAAGGCUGAAUCUGUAUUGCAAAGAACUAAAGAGGACGAGAAGUCUGUAGAUGUCAGUAGAACACUCCAGGGCAUUUGGAGGCAAGAGGUCAAAAGAUCAGACAGCGGGUGGGAGAG
This is a messenger RNA of Sphaerodactylus townsendi, 2761 nucleotides long. RefSeq names its product XK related 7 (gene XKR7). Lineage: Eukaryota; Metazoa; Chordata; Lepidosauria; Squamata; Sphaerodactylidae. The transcript has 2 exons. The coding region runs from base 71 to 1156 and encodes 361 amino acids. Gene Ontology annotation, biological process: engulfment of apoptotic cell; apoptotic process involved in development; phosphatidylserine exposure on apoptotic cell surface. The record is from RefSeq and is a predicted model, not a curated record. Gene Ontology annotation, cellular component: plasma membrane.